Sphaerodactylus townsendi is the source of this 1566-nucleotide messenger RNA. Its product is annotated as vomeronasal type-2 receptor 26-like. Gene Ontology annotation, cellular component: membrane. Lineage: Eukaryota; Metazoa; Chordata; Lepidosauria; Squamata; Sphaerodactylidae. Gene Ontology annotation, biological process: G protein-coupled receptor signaling pathway. Gene Ontology annotation, molecular function: G protein-coupled receptor activity. The record is from RefSeq and is a predicted model, not a curated record. Bases 1 to 1566 code for a protein of 521 amino acids. The transcript is spliced from 4 exons.
AUGUUUAACCCCAACAAAUAUAAAAAUGAUUUCCUUCAGAAACAGUUUUGGUCCCAGGUAUUCAAAUGCUCAUGGGAAGAGUACAUAUUGGAUGAAGCCUGGAAAAGGUGUACAGGAAAGGAGAAGCUGAAAGAUCUUAACAUUGACCUCUUCGAUAUGAACACAUCCAGGCAUAGCUACAGUAUUUCCAAUGCUGUUUAUGCAAUAGCACAUGUUUUACAUGAAAUGUACUGUUUACAAACAGCAAAGAAAAAAGCAGCUAGAGUGGAGCUCCAUGAUAUUCAUGCAUGGCAGCUAAAUUCUCUCUUGAGGAAAGUCCACUUUAACAACACAGCUGGUGAGGAAGUAUCUUUUGACCGGAAUGGUGAUUUGAAUGCUGGAUAUGACAUUCUGAACUGGGCCAUUUUGCCAAAUAAUACCCCGCUUCCUACCCAGGUUGGAUAUCUUGAAGCUCAGAUUUCCACGAGUGAAGUCAUUGUCAUCAGUGAAGAAGCUAUAGUGUGGAACACCAGAUUUAACCAGACACCAACAUCUGUGUGCAGUGAAAGUUGCCAUCCUGGCUUUAGAAGAAUAGUUCCACUUGGGAAGUUAUCAUGUUGCUUUGAUUGUGUCCAAUGCAGGGAAGGAUCAGUCUCUAGCCAAAAAGAUAUGGAUUAUUGUGAGGAAUGCCCACAAGAACAAUACCCAAAUGACCAGCAAGAUAAAUGUAUUCCAAAGGUCAUUUUGUUUCUGUCAUAUGAAGAGCCUUUGGGAAUUGUCUUGACAACCUCUGCAGGGUUUCUUUCCCUCAUCACAGUUAUAGUUCUAGGAAUAUUCAUUGAACACAGGAACACACCAAUUGUGAAAGCCAACAACCAAGAUCUCACUUUCCUUCUUCUUUUCUCCCUUCUGCUCUGCUUCCUUUGCUCCUUGAUAUUCCUUGCAAAACCAAGGAAAAUGACCUGCCUUCUCCGACAAAUUUCUUUUGGCAUCGUCUUCACGGUUGCAGUUUCCUCACUCUUGGCAAAAACGAUCACUGUGGUCUUGGCUUUUCUGGCCAGAAACCCAGGAAGUAGGGUGCGUAAAUGGAUAGGGAAAAGACUGGCAAUGACCUUGGUUAUCUUCUUCUCCCUGAUUCAAGUUGGCAUCUGUGCUGUUUGGCUGGGGACUUCACCUCCAUUCCCAAAUCUGGAGAAGACAUCAGAGCAUGGAAAAAUUAACCUUGUUUGCAAUGAAGGAUCUGUUGCCAUGUUCUACUCUGUACUCGGCUACAUGGGUUUUCUAUCCAUGGUCAGCUUCACUGUGGCUUUCCUGGCCAGGAAGUUGCCUGAUGCUUUUAAUGAAACCAAAUUCAUCACCUUCAGCAUGUUAGUCUUUUGUUGUGUCUGGUUGUCCUUUGUGCCAGCUUAUUGGAGCAAUAGGGGCAAGUCCAUGGUGACUGUGGAGAUCUUCUCCAUCUUGGCUUCCAGCACUGCUUUACUUGGUUUAGUCUUUUUCCCCAAGUGCUACAUCAUUGUGCUAAGACCACAGAGGAACAGUAAGGUGUCUUUACUUCAGAAUGCCAGUGCUCAAGCCAAACAUUUAUAA